Molecule: messenger RNA, 710 nt
Organism: Aspergillus sclerotioniger CBS 115572
Lineage: Eukaryota; Fungi; Ascomycota; Eurotiomycetes; Eurotiales; Aspergillaceae
Product: GNAT family N-acetyltransferase
Exons: 2
Coding region: 42-710 (222 amino acids)
Molecular function (GO): acyltransferase activity, transferring groups other than amino-acyl groups
Source: RefSeq, a predicted model, not a curated record
GCCCAAUCCAAACAAACCCAACAACAUACCCUUCAAUCAAAAUGUCUUCCUCCCAAUCCACAUAUACUUUCUUCCGAAUCCCCAAAACCGAUUCCAUCCACACCUCCGCCCAAAAAUACCGAUCCCUCCGCCUCCAAGCCCUAACCCUCUCCCCGAGGUCCUUCUCAUCCACAUACGAAAUCGAAUCCGCAUUCACCGAGACAGACUGGAUCGAUCGUCUCACCGUCCCCGAUCGUGAAGUCUUUAUUUGCGCCGCCACCACCACCACUAGCAGCAUAACCACCAACGAAUGGAUCGGCCAAGUUACUCUCCGUGGCCCAUCCUCCGCCACUGCCUUCGAACUCCCCCCCGAAGCAGGCCAACCGGCGCAACGGAGCGACGACAAGGAAGAGCGCUGGCAGAUGCUUAGUUUGUUUACGCUUCCAGAGCACCGUGGCCAGGGCCUAGGGGGGAAAUUGUGCCAGGCGGCGCUGGAUUGGCUGAGUAGUCGAGAUGGGGUAGCACCAAGGAUUCAGGUCAGGCUUAUUGUGAAGGCGGGGAAUGAUGUGACGAUUGCGUUGUAUCGGAGGCUGGGGUUUGUGCAUACGGGACGGGCGACGUUGGUGGAGGCGUUGAUUGCUAAUGGGGAUGAGCAUUUGGUUCCGGUGGAGAGUGAGGAGACGGUGGCAAUGUUUAGGGAGAGGAGGGGGUUGGUUAUGAAGAAGAGCUAA